AGAGGACACUGACACAGAAACUAAAUAACUACUCGCUUUCUGUAAGCAACUUCACUCACUCAUUUUAAUAUACUGUAAAUACCAUGUUUAGCUAAACUAAACUAGUAAACUGACAGCCUUUAUUUGACUUCAGGCAAGUAAAUAAAGUCAAAGCCAAGGAUAAUAAUGGAGCAAGAUUUAGACCUUGCAGACUUGUAUACAGCAGGUCCUGGAGGAUCAGAUCCUAAGGUUCUUGCUGUUGUUCAGGAUACAGCAGAUAAGAAUGAGUUUCUGACCUCACCCUCAGCACCUCAAGAUGUUUCAUUGGUUCACGUGAAAGUGGACUGGCCAGGAGAACUACCUGAGAAAUGGAGAUUUUAUCUGCAAACAGCUCUUCAGUCCUGGUGUAACUCUGAAGUAUCAGAGAACUGCAGUGUUAAUGUAGUUCAGCUUUUAGGUGAUGGACGCACUGCAGAGGUGGAGGUAACGCCAUCAACUGCUUUAAUUUAUACAGAAACUGCCACUUUAAUGUUCAAGAAGGUCAACAGAAAAGCCAAAGUCUACUUUCAGAAAGCUGAACCGCAGCCUGGGAAUAAAUCUUUCACUCUGAAGGAGAAGAAGAAAGUGAAUUCUGAGACUGAUCCAGGAACAAUCCAAAUUUCAAACAUGAUGGACAUGGGAACUAUUUCUAUUGUCCCAGGACAUGAUGUGAUGUCCAGAGCUUCCGGUGCUCUUACUGUCCCUCCCUUUCUAUACUGCUACCUGAUUCAAGCUUACAAGAAGGAGGUGGAAAAAAUUGAGAAUGUGUUUGGAGUUAAAAUAAAAGCAGAAACAUGUAUUUCAUUCUCCACUGAGAAAACUGAUGAGAAGAAUGGAAGUGAUUCUGUCAGAAGAGCUACUGAGGCCUUUACUGAUCUUUACCAGGCUAAAGCAAAUAAUCUCAAACCUGUUUCCAUUCCUCAAACACACAUGGAGUCUGAGAUCAUGAAAGAGGUGCUGCGUAAUAUUCCACAUGAAGAGAGAAAGAUCACGUUAAACAUGUCAGCAAACAACCACCUGCUGUUUGGACCAGAAAACAUUACAUCAAUGGUGGAACGUCAUUUAAAUCCGGAUCGAGGUGAUGAAGAAGCAACAUCAUUUAACCACAGCAAGUCACAUAAUAUGGAGACAUCAAGUAAUUGGAUUUCAACACAAAAUACCUUUCAGAGCUUGGACAUGGACAUCAAGGACACUCCCACUGUGAUUGAGAUGGAUGAGGCACACUGGCAGCUGAUGGAGGCUGCAUGUAAGGAACAGAUUAGGAAGAUCCAAAAUAAAUAUGGAGUUGAGUUUCAUGCUGAACCAGUCCAAGGCUCAAUGAAGGUGCUCGCCCUCUCUGUAGGAACUCAUCAGGUCAAUCUUCAAGCUCACGCCCUCAGUGCCUUAACUCGUCUCUACCAAAAGGUAGUCACCUCAGCGGCCACCUGUGAUCUUAAAGAUGCUUCAUACACUGAAACUAGUACACUAGUGUCUCAGGUCUUUAAGAGAAUUAAAUCUCAACACAACUGUGUUGGUGGAGGAGAAAGAAAUGGAAGCUGGAAACUUUUUGGACUGCCAAAGCAUCUUGUUCCUACCAUAGCUGACAUCGAGAAGACUAUUGGACAGCCUGUAUUUGAUGAAAAAAAGAAGAAAAUGCUCGGAUAUCCCUGGAAAUUUCCACAGGCUAGUGGAUUUGAGAGGGAUCAAAUGGAGAUGGAUGUGAUGAGAGGGGCACAUGGCACUGACCUGAGAGCUGGAAGAGAGAAUCCUGAUUUCACCCAAAAGUUCCCAAAUAAAGCAAUAAAAAAUGAUAAAGCAGAAGAAAAUGAAGAUAAAUGUUCAAUUUGCCUGGAUACGUUUACUGAAAAGACAAAACUGGCCUGCGGUCAUGAGUUCUGUAAAGAGUGUCUAAAACUGUCAAUAAAGAGCAGUGGAGAAAUCUGCCCUCUGUGUAAGAAAAUCUUUGGGAAAUUAAAAGGAAACCAGCCUGAUGGACAAAUGCAGGUCAAAUUCAAAGAUACGGACCUCCCUGGAUUUAAACACUGUGGCACAAUUGAGAUUUAUUACAUCAUACCAGACGGCCAUCAGACGAGUGAUCAUCCAAACCCUGGAACACGUUACCAUGGAACUCAUCGCACUGCGUACCUACCGAACAACACUGAAGGAAAGAAUGUACUCACGCUCCUGCAGAGAGCUUUUGAUCAGAAACUCAUCUUUACUGUUGGAAUCUCCAGAACAACUGGAGCAGAUAAUGUGGUGAUCUGGAACGACAUUCAUCACAAGACGAAUAUACACGGUGGACCACAGGGGUAUGGCUAUCCAGACCCUAACUACUUAAAGAGGGUGAAGGAAGAGCUGAAAGCCAAAGGCAUUGAGUGACUGAAUAAAAAUACAGAACUCCGAAUAAAUAUUGUAUUUAUAUCUGGAUUCCUUUAAAAUACUAUUAAAAACACAAAUCAAAGGACACACUGUAAGUAACAUCUAAAAGAAAUUAAUAUGAAAAUGCUGAGAUGAAUGUUAUCUUUAACGCUGUGUGACAUGCCUACUGCAGAUUAUUAAUCAGGUGAUGGAUUGAAUAUUCUCUUUGGUAGAUUUGAUGGAUUUCUUGUUUUCUCUUAAUUCUGAUUUCUGUGUCUGUUGGUUUUGAAGAUUAACAGAAAUGGUAAUGCAACUUUAUAUAAAUAGUUUGAUUUUGUUUAGAAGUUUCAGAUUGUCUGUGUGAUUAGAUGCUGGAAUGGUGGACUGUCAAAAAAAUUAAAAGAGAAGUAGAACAAACGAUAAAAAAUGUCUAUAAAUGUGAUUAACGACUUCUUUUGCCAUUCUACAAUAGCUGUUUCUGAAGCAAUUAUAAUUAUUUACAAUGGAAGUAAUUCUGAGAUAAGCAAAUAACAACAAUAUUAUUUACAGUUAUAUGUACACUGCUUAAAAACAUUAAAGGAACACUUUUUAAUCAGAGUCUAGCAUCAAGUCCGUUAAAUUCCUGGGAUAUUGAUGUGGUCAGUUUGUCACUUCAGCCAUAUAUAGCAGAUACACAGUGA
Molecule: messenger RNA, 3035 nt
Organism: Hemibagrus wyckioides
Lineage: Eukaryota; Metazoa; Chordata; Actinopteri; Siluriformes; Bagridae
Product: E3 ubiquitin-protein ligase DTX3L-like
Exons: 7
Coding region: 166-2376 (736 amino acids)
Biological process (GO): protein ubiquitination; Notch signaling pathway
Molecular function (GO): metal ion binding
Source: RefSeq, a predicted model, not a curated record